AUGCAGCAGAGGAAGCUCCCUCCGAGAUCUCAGUCCAUUAUUGCUGUCAAUCUUCCGGAGGCCGAGACCACCACUGACCAGGCUCGCCUGGACCACAACCUGCAGCUGCUGAGGUCGCACAUGGUUACCUUGUUUGAUGGCGACGAGGUGGAAUCAGCGGCAUCGAUCAGAGUAAAAGCGGCAUUCAGGCUUGGAAAACCCCUCCAGGAUAAUUCUCCACUGAAAGUGGUUCUACGAGCAGAAAACGAGGCCAAAGCUGACCCACACGCUGAAGGGAACUCCGGUGCGAUUCCUCAGGGAUCUUGA
Messenger RNA from Echinostoma caproni, 306 nucleotides. NCBI's taxonomy places the organism in Eukaryota, Metazoa, Platyhelminthes, Trematoda, Plagiorchiida, Echinostomatidae. The record is from the annotation of a GenBank genome assembly.